CACCUGCCGAUCGGAUGGCCCAGAGACAUGCAGGGGUGGGUGUUGCACUCCCAGGUCAACCAGGUCUGGCACUGGCAGGUCUUGGCCUGGGCCACACUCUGAGAGCCUCAUCCCAACUUCCAUUGCUGUCUGUCAUUCACUCGCCUCAACCACAUCAACCACCGCAACCAACCACCUGCAACGACAGGCAAGCUGGCGCAACGGCAAAGGCGAGCGACUUUAUAAGUCCUGGUAAGACCAGCUAACCACAAGGCCCCACGUUCAGAUACAGUGCUCACCGUAACGUCAAUAAAAACACAGGCAGGUGAGAGAACAAACACUGCAAAUAAAUAUCCCGCAACCCCUGCCCAAACAUGGCAGGGAACACCGAAAAGGAGGGACGCGCUGUAGCACCUUGUAGGGGUGGCAGGGCGUGAGGAGAGUGUUGGUGACAACCUCUCUUUUUGCUUACUUGCUUACUCAUUAAAUAUUAUUUGACAUCUAGGGGUACGUACUUCUUAUUGUCCCUCCAAAUCAAGGACGGCUCAUACAAACAUCGUCGAUGACACCAUCAAAAGUCAACAUGCACCUCAGACAUGAUUAGGUUUGGACUCAGUCCAGCUCACCUUGACCUCAUGCCGCACGGUGAUCCUCUCCAGCGGGAUCUCAUCGCUGCCCUCACUUGGCGCCUUCCCAUCACUGCCCUGAACGCUCGUCCUCAUGCUGUGGCCCCCGACCAGUAUGUGCUCCCCGGAAUCCGUGUCGUCGAGAACCUCAAACGGGCGGGCGCCAGCCUUGAAUGUGGGCCGCUUCCCGCCACCUGGUGCUCCGCCGCCAAUUGUCACGAGAUCGGCCGAGUUCAAGCCACUCAAUCCACUCGGUCGUCUGUUGGAUGACUUGCCCGCGCCAGACGUGAGGACACGCCCGAACACGGCCUGUGCCACGGGUCGGAGGAGAGGCAGGCAUGCGCACAUGACGGCGCACUCGCCCUCUACUAUUGUCAAUAUCCAAGGAACGGCGAUCAGCACUAUGGGUAUGUUAGCAAAUGUCCCCAAAAGCGGUUGAACAUGAGCAAGGAAACGGGCCAACUCACCCGUCAGAUCUCCGUCUGGACCACCGGCGCUGAGCUGGAACAAGAAGAUCAAACGGAUCGCGCUGAUGAACGAGACACUAGAAGCGGGUCAGCAACAAUAGUGACAGGUGCGCUCAGGAUGGACGCCAGCACUCACAAUAUUCCAAGCAGGAAGAUACCAGCCAGGCCUAUUUUCUGCGUGGACCCCAUCCGCAACCGCGAGAUCUCGUACGCAGGCAGCGCCAUGAUGGCACAGUCGGUGAAGAUGUUAGGCACCGCAUUGCCAAUGAAGAACUUGUUGUUGUCGAUGCAUUUACCCGGCGUGUCGGGCAGCCAGAUCUUCUGCAUAGGCUGGCACUGGAGGAACGCCACCAGCGCGACGGCGAUGAUCCAUGCCAGCGUCAGCCCGCCCAGCACGCAGCAUCCUCUCUUGACAAAGGGCGUCGGGAAGAUGCGCCAGUACAUGGCGAGGAUGGAGAACUUGCACACCACGAGCAGCGUGCCAUAGAUGCACUCGACGGCAAAGAGCGCCUGGGGUAUGUCAGCAGCGUCCCUGUUCGAGGACAGGUCCUGCCGUGUGGUCUCCUGGGAAAGCUUACUGCCUGGCCCCGCCCGUAGGCGGCCGGAUCUACGAUCUUGUUCACCGCAUAAUGCCUACCCACCCCUCCGAGACGGACAGCUGGCCAAAGGGGUUAAUUCAUUGUACCCACGCUUAAAGUUCAGCCUACGAUGGCAGCAAGACGGAAGCUUACCGAAGAUCGCUAAAAGAAUGCGUCAAUAGGAUGCCGACGAGAAGUGGCUGCAUAAAAGGUGUCAGUCCAAGGAGAUGCUCAUUCUUAACCCUGUUCACGACUCCCACCAGUCACCUCUUCAAGUUGGUGUUCUGCGUACCACACACACUAUGAUCAGGUAGUCCUCGAUCCCGAGCGGCACCCUCUUGAUGUGCCUAGCCCACACGCGCAAGCCAACGCUCGCGAGCGCGAGCAGCCCCACGGCGAUGGAGACACCGAUCACGGCCGGCCCUUGGUCAUAGUCGAUGUACUCCUGCGAGAACUGUGACAGGUCCCCUGCAUUACUACCCAUCGGAAAGGAGUAAGAGUCCGGCGGUGGUGAUUAGGCCUGUCGUGGGUCAAUCGUGCGAGUGUUGGGUUUCGGCGACUCGUAGAAGGGCGCCCUUCUGCUGAUGUUGCAUAAGAGGAUUCGAUAAUUGCGGCGGAUGGUUGUGGAAGAAGGAAUAUCCCUGAGAUCAGCGGCUGUUAUCGAUCGAUUCGAGUUCUUUUUUUGUCCCGACUGGCGGGGGAAGAUAAUACUCGAGAAAGUGGGAGAAAGGGAGAAUUCAUUAGAGAUUGCCAGCGCGUCCGGGUGUGUGGAUUGCAACAUUCGGUUUCUUGAAACUCUUAAGGUUCACACAGCAUGGCCAGGGGCAGGACCGGCUGGCCGGGCCAAGGGAGGGUGUCGUGUAAGUGGUGCUGCCAUCCGUGGUUCGUACAAAGUGAGCCGAUGCAAUAAUGCGUUUCUUUGGUCGCUGACUCGCUCACACAUCCACCCACGAGUGGGCUGCCUAUCCACCAUGAGGCUCGCGAUGAAUAAGUGUCAUACGACUCGGCACCACCCCACUGGCCGAUCAGGAACGCUCAUGCAAGUUCGCCGCUUUUGCUGCGCGCCGGGAUACAGAUCUUCAGCUCCCGGGCCGCCAAACCCAAAAACCACCAUUACUUAUCUCGGGCGCCCGUCCACCAAUGUCGUGUUUUAUUUCCCUAUUCGUCUGAUCUCCCCAAGCAGGGUACAGGAGAAAAUUUGCGUCCCAUUUCUCGUUUUCGGCCUCCCCAUACUUGUAUUCCUUGUUCGCCACGCAUUUCUACCUCUCCGUCCCUGACUGCCGCGCGCCACAAUCCUGCCGAGCAACAACUGCCGGUCCACAAAACGCCAAGACAAAAAGAGAAGGAAAAAACAAAAAAAAAAAAAAACAUAUUCCCAACCAUGGCAACCUCCGCCCAGAAGCCCGCAAUAAUCAUCGUCCACGGCGCCUGGUCCCUGCCGGACCCGUCCUACACGCCCCUGAAACGCCAGCUCGAGGGCCUAGGCUACGAGUGCCACCUGCCCCACCUGCGCACCUCGGGCCACGAGGGCGAGGUCCGCGGCCAGACGUGGGAGGCCGACGUCGAGGUGAUCCUCGACACGGCGCGGCCGCUGUUCGACGCCGGCCGCGAGGUCGUCCUCGUCGCGCACUCAUACGGCGGCGUCCCGGCGGGCUCCGCGACCAAGGGGAACGGCGUCGCGGACCGGGCGCGGGAGGGCAAGGCCGGCGGGUUCCGGGCCAUCGUCUACGUCGCCGCGUUUGCGAUCCCCGCGGCCGGCGUGGACCUGUUUGCCGUGUUUGGGGGCCAGUGGCCGCCGUGGGCCGAGUUUGCGCCUGCUUACUCCAAGAACCACGCCAUCACGCUCAAGGAGGACGCCAAGCAGGUGCUGUUCAGCGACGUGCAGGGCAGCCCCGAGGAGCUGGAGAGGUACUGGAACGGCGUCGUGACGCACUCGCAGGACGCCUUCGAGGUCCCCGUCACCUUCAGCGCCGCCGACAUCACCAUCCCCAAGAGCUACCUGAUCUGCACCCAGGACCAGUGCGUCCCCGGCCCGCUGCAGGAGCACCUCGCCCAGUCGCUGGGCUUCAAGGCAGAGAGGAUCGACGCCGGCCACUUCCCUUUCCUCAGCCAGCCUGAGAAGUGCUUGGAGAUACUCAAGACCAUGAUCGUCUAGAGUAGGUUUUGGGCGAAUGCUUCUAGCGGCAAGGUUUGGUGAAGUACAUGGUUGCCAGACAUGUGCCAAGAAUUGUCGUCCUGGGAGCUUUAUUUACCGGAGAGCCUGCGGGAAGAACUGGCCCUCGAGAGGCCAAUUGUUGCGAAUACAUGUAGAGCUUUAAUUUCGAUACCCUAGACACAUAUUUUAGAUAGAGUCCAACAUUAGACAUGUUUCCAGAAGUGCUGGAGGCUGCGAGUGGUUUCGCCACGCGUGCAUGUGUUGGAUGAAAUGGUUCCAGGCGGAUAAGACGGAUGGCAGCGCCCAUGAGUCCUGAGCAACCGCGGUUCACAUGAUAUUGAGGUGAUCUGUGAGCUGGAGACGAGAUCCACCCGGCGGAAGCGCAGCCCCGUCCAUACUCCGCAAAGAGCUGCCAUCAAACUUCUGGACGCCAGUCUGGUCGAACCCCCCUGCGAGCUGGUGACCCCUUCCGGCCAUUCUGGGGCAGUGCCUUUCCACUUCUGGGUCGCGCUUGCGAGCGAGAAAAAUUAAGCAGGGAUGGCCUCAGGCCUCCUCCGUCCCUGGCCGAGCUCCAUCAUGAUCCACUCGUAGGCGGCCCACUGGACCGCGUUGACGAUGAAGGCCCGCACGCUGCAGACGGCCAGACCCCUGAAGAAGACCCUCAGCCCGCCCUCCCUGUACGCAACCCGCGCCACCUCGACGGCGCCGAGCCUCGCCGGGGCCGGGCCCCGGAGCAGGGGGCCGGUCUCCCCCGUGACGACGGCGAUGGUGCCCGGCGGGGCGAGGGCCUGCGCCUGGACCCGCGUCUUGAUCACGUCCAGCGGGAAGAUGCUGGCCCACGUGACGAUGCCUGCGAGCCCGCCGCACAGGAGCGCCCUGGCUGUCUCGCCGCCGCCACCGGUCUCCCGGGACCACCGCGCCGCCCACCGCGUGGCCAGCUCGUAGCUCCAGAAGUAGAAGCCGUAGCCGACGCUGUCCCGCAGCGCGGUCACGGUGCCGCCGAGGUAGAGGCCCCGCACGCCGCCAUCGGCCCGCAGCACGCGCCUGGUGAUGGCCCAGCUCGAGGCGUGCGGGCCGGCGCUCAGCUGGGCGCGGCACUUGAUCAGCUCCGUGGGCGUGGACACGACCCAGGUGGCGAGGCCGCCGAUGGCGCCCGCGAGGAAGGUGGUCCAGAGGUUGGAGCCGGUCGUGGGUGGUGGCGAUGGUGAUGAUGAUGAUAAAGACGAAGGGUUGUGUGGUGUGAGGGCCCGGUUCAGGAGGUCUUCUGAGCGGUUGUAGGAGACGAAGAGGAGGGCGUUGAGGGCGCCGUAGCCGAGGAUCGGCGCCGCGGUGCCCGUUGAGAAUUUGCGCAGGAGGCUGAGGGCUGAGGCGGAUGGCGAUGGCGAUGGCGAUGGCGAUGGCGAUGGAGAUGGAGAUGGCUGGGCCGGGAGACCGGGCGAUGCUGAUGCUGGUGAGGGUGCAUGUGGGCUUCCUGCGCCGCUGCUCGAGGCCUGCAGGCGCACCUUGAGGAUGUCGAGGGGGUUGCCUAUGACUAUGCCGACGGCGCCGGAUAUGUAGCCGGCCCAGAAGUCGGCAGACAUUGUUUAUGGGGUGCCGGCGUCUUCAAUGUCCGUGUCAACUGUCCUGUGCUUCAUACGUGAUGCUUCAAUGCGAUCUUGUCCUUGGACAGUCCUCACGCAGGCACAUAGCACUAGGCACCAAAGCACAUGUACGAAGGGUGCACAGAAUAUCAAGGACCUCCGCGAGUCCUGGAAUGCAAUCCCGAGUGGACACGUUUGAGCACUUUAGAAGGAGGCUAGCGAUGCACUCAAGAAUGGGAGUGCGACUUCACAAAACUGUGGUAACCAGUAAUCUUUCGAAAUCGAUGACAGCGGUCUACGCACUCUGAGACCAAUUGAAUGAAUGCAUCUACGCAGAAGAGAUAUUAGUCGAGUGUAUUGAAGGCCUACCAAGCAUAUCUGGUUAAUUGCGCAGGAGGAAGUCCUCCAUAAUUUACCUCGGCCCAAAUGCUGGGCGGCGGUUUACGUCAACGGUGAUGCGGCAAGAAACGGGCGAGUCGACCAGCAGGAGGAGAAGGCUGGAAGACAACUCGCCAGCCAGCCCUCAUGUUUGUGGAUGCAUGCUGUUCUGAUUUUCAAUUUAAUAGCCAAG
This is a messenger RNA of Diaporthe batatas, 5956 nucleotides long. RefSeq lists its product as uncharacterized. The transcript is spliced from 3 exons. The record is from RefSeq and is a predicted model, not a curated record. NCBI's taxonomy places the organism in Eukaryota, Fungi, Ascomycota, Sordariomycetes, Diaporthales, Diaporthaceae. The coding region runs from base 3032 to 3805 and encodes 257 amino acids.